Messenger RNA from Penicillium subrubescens, 411 nucleotides. RefSeq lists its product as uncharacterized. Lineage: Eukaryota; Fungi; Ascomycota; Eurotiomycetes; Eurotiales; Aspergillaceae. The transcript is spliced from 2 exons. The record is from RefSeq and is a predicted model, not a curated record. Bases 1 to 411 code for a protein of 136 amino acids.
AUGUCUGCUCCCAUCCCGAUCAUCCUUUGUGGCGCCAUGAAAGGAAUGGCCAACCUAAUCAAAACAACCAUGCUGCCAGAGUACAAUGGUUACAACAUCACCAAAUCUGCACAAGAAGUCCCCCUCAUAAUCUCAGGACACCCACCACACCCAUCAUCCCUACACACCCAACUAAGCUCCAACGACUUUACAAUCCCACCACGCGCCAUAAUCACAGGUGGCGUGUACAGCGACGAACUCUUCCAAGAGUUUUACCACAGCUGUGUCAAGGCGUGUGGGUCUAAGGAGGUCCUGCCAGUACCAUUUUUCAGAACUAGUGAUGAGAUCGCGGAUCGAUUGUCAGUCGAGAGGAAGGGACCGGCUCAUUCGUCGAGGGAGUAUCCUGCUGCUGUUACGGAAAGAUUGAAAUGA